GUGCGGAGUGGCCUGCGCCCUGCUCUCCGGCAACCGCUCAGUGCGCGCGUGGCUGCCGUCCCACUCGCAGGCACUUCGACUCUUCGCUUCGACCGGCUCUGUCAGGCGUUACUCGCAAGGACUCCCCUGUGGCUAUACCGUGCAGGGCGUUUAUACUCACGCUCCUUGAAAUCUACCUGAUGGCGACGACUACAGCGAGAUAUGUGCUGAUGGCGACUGUUAUUUAUAGUCCAGGUCUGCGCCGAGACGCUUCCCAUCCUCACUCCGUUCCCUCUCAACUCCUCUUUGUCUCCUGAUGCGUUCUUUCCUCUCUCCUCUUCAUCCCCAUCUUUAUCGCCUUCCUCCCCGAGCCCUCCAGAGGCCACGUACAAGUUCACCAAAUAUUACCUGUCGAUUAUCCCCAUUCGCCAGAAUCAAUCUUCCUCUCCCUCUGCUUCUUCUUCUUCCUUGCCUUUCGCCAUGUCCUCCUCUUCGAUUUCCCCUUUAUCUUCCUCUCCCUCCGUCUUUUCCCCUUCGUCUUCGCUCCUCCCUCGCCCUCCUCUGGCCGACCUGCCCCCAACCUCUCCCUCGCCCUCCGCCUCCCCUCGCCCAGCAUCAGCCACAGACUCAGCGCAAGAGGGAGGCCGCGAGGACCAGGACGAUACCGAGGAUACGGAGGACGCGGGGGAAGAAGGACCUGACACCGAGCACGAGACUUUCCCUCACUUCGGAGCCACCAAUGCCUCUACCAGCAGCGUGUUUCGGGGUGCCACUGCCACGCUGGACUGCACCGUUCACGAUAUCGCUAAUGAGUCGGUGUCGUGGAUGAGGCGAAAGGACGAGCUGCUCGAACUCCUAACCUGGGACAGCCACACCUACGUUAAUGACGACAGGUAUUCCCUAGUGCAGGAGGCAGGCGAGAGAUGGCGCAGGUGGAGGCUGGUGGUGCGCGACGCCCAAGCGGACGACCAGGGCCAGUACCGGUGCCAGGUGGCCACGCAGCCGCCCCUGGUCCUCACCGUCACUCUCAACGUCACAGAGCCCCGCGCCCGCGUGGUGGACGAGCGCGGGACGAAGGUGCUGGAGAAGCACUACAACAGCGGCAGCAUGAUCGAGCUCAAGUGCGUGAUCGAGAGGGUGCCCUUCCCCCCCGCCGCCGUCACCUGGCGGAGGGACGCCACGCUGCUCUCCUUCAACACCUCCAGAGGCGGCAUCAGCGUGAAAGGCGACCCAACCGCAGGCUUCAUAAGGAGUCAGCUGUACGUACGGGAGGCUUCACCGUCAGAUUCCGGGGUUUACUCGUGCUGGUACGGGAACUACACAAGAGAUACUGUCACCGUGCACGUCUUGGCAGGCGAGAACUCGGCGGCCAUGCAGCACGACGCGUUGCCGGGCGGUGGUGCCUCGGAGAACGCCCGGGGACAGAGCAGCGGGGGCGCCGCCCUCCCUGCCUCCUGUUCGUCACAAUUGCUUCUGGCGCUGCUGACGUCCUACUUCAGCAUCUCCUCCUACUCCUUUCAGAAGCGGAGAGCCUUCUUCCUCGUGGGACUUCCUCUGCUUGAGAAGAUUAGUCGGUUCAUUGUGUCGUGUGAUCUGUGUCAGCUUCUCGUUACGCUUCUAGUCCAGUGUUAUUUUUUUUUUUUUAUGUCUGUUCGGAGAAUUUCCCAAAUGCCAAUCACGAAACGCAGAAAAAGUGUCGGAAAAUGGCACACGUGAUGGCCCCGAAACCCCACACCGGCUCAUAAGCGAAUCCAAUUAAUUUGCAGACUGUAAUUACGCAUAAUCUGUCUUUACCCUCGUUCUGCUAAUCAAGUAAGAGGAUUAAUCCGACGACUAAAUUAUGCAAAUACAAUGCUCGCGCGGGAGAAUGUGCUACCUGCGGCGCCGCUGUUUGGUGGUUCCAGGCCUGCCUUGGCCCUGGCGCACAGGGGGCUCGACCAUGUUCUCUGAUCUCUUACUGGACGUUCUCUCUCCCCCGCUAUCUCCUUUUCUGCUCUCUCUAUAUAUAUCUAUCUAUUUAUCUAUAU
Messenger RNA from Penaeus monodon (black tiger shrimp), 2006 nucleotides. RefSeq lists its product as uncharacterized. Bases 460 to 1695 code for a protein of 411 amino acids. Gene Ontology annotation, cellular component: neuron projection membrane. Gene Ontology annotation, biological process: synapse organization. The transcript has 8 exons. The record is from RefSeq and is a predicted model, not a curated record. Lineage: Eukaryota; Metazoa; Arthropoda; Malacostraca; Decapoda; Penaeidae.